UAUCGCUCAAGUAACUCAUAAAAUACUCUAAACGCGUGACAGAGAAGAGUGCUGUUGUGUCCGAUUUUUAUGAGGAUUUUUUUAUGAACGAUGUCGACUUCGAAUCAGAGGUUGAUCACGGUGUUCGGGGCGACUGGAAGCCAGGGUGGGUCUCUGAUAAAAGCUUUGCUCGAGGAUGGGACUUUUUCUGUUCGAGGUGUAACCAGAAAUGCAGAUGGCGAUGCGGCUUUGAAACUAAAGAAGAUGGGUGUAGAGAUACUGUACGCUGACUAUGACGACCCUCUGACCUUGGAUAGAGUGAUUGCAGGGAGCUAUGGGGUAUACGUGGUGACCGGUGCUUACAUUGAAAAGUUUUACGAAGACAAGGAGUUAGCUAGAGGGCUCCGUUUGGUUGAAGCCGCCAUUCGGGCAGGGGUGGAGCACUUCGUAUACAGUGGUCUACCGUCUUGCAUGGAGGUUACUGGUCAGAGAUGUCCAGAGUUUGAGGGCAAGUCUAAGGUCGAAGAAUUCAUAUUCGCAUCGGGGCUACCCUCCACUAGCCUAAGGCAACCGGUUUCCAUGGAGAAUAUACUCAUUGAUUUCAUCCCUCUGCUUCAAGAGGAUGGGACCUUUGUAUGGAAUAUCCCAAUGGAAGGCAGACCCUUGCCUAUGUUGAACCCAGCUGAUGACGGUCGUGCCAUCUUGAAAGUAUUCAAGGACCCCAAGAAGUAUAUUGGUCGUCGAAUUGGUCUUGCGGGAGACUUCAAAACAAUCGAGGAGUAUGCAGCUAUUGCAUCCAGACAUGUUUCUCCUUACGUCAUCAAAGCUACAAAGAUGACUGCCAAUGAAUUCAAAAAGUUAGCUUCACCCCGGGCCGACGAUCUUGGGACGAUGUUUGAGUUCCUUCAAAUGGAUGCAUCAGCCUACAGCCUAACCGAUACUCAAAAACUCGAUCCCGACAUUAUGGAUUUCGACUCCUUCAUGCGACUCAAUGCCUCGGAGCUGAAAGAAAAACUUAAAUACCAGUAUGACGCUAAGAUUAUACAAAAAGAUCAUUUAUCUUGUAUCGGAUUUCAGUCUGCAAACUAAGCCUUCAUUUACAUUACAUUAUUUUCUUAUACGUGGGGCAACAAAAAGGUUAAAUGAUGUUAAAUUAUGUGUUUUGUAUUUUUCUUAUUAUCCCUUGGUGUACUUCCACUAUUUCGUAAUACUUACCGAAGAUAAUUAAUCACCAAACUUGUAAUUUUCUUUGCAAAAAUGAUAUAUUAAGUAAUUAAACAAGUAAUUACUGUAAGUAGGUAGGUAAGUAACUAAAUAAAUAACUAAAUAAGUAAAUGAUUACGUAAGUACGUUAUCCCUUGGGGCACUUCGUAUACUAUAUUGGAAUACUUACCAACGAUAUCUGAUUUCAACAAUGUAAUUUUCUUUCAUUGUAAAAGUGCUAUAAGUAAAUGAGUAAUGUAAUUAAAUGAGUAAGUAAGCCAUUAAGUCAGCAAGCAAACAAGUGAGUAGGUAAUUAAGUAAGCAAGUGAGUAUCUAGUAUAUAAAUGAAUAAGUAAGUAAACCACUAAGUUAAUAAGCAUAUCAACAAGUGUGAGUGAGUUAAUAACAAAGAAUAAAUAAACACAUAAAUGAAUAAGUAUUGAUAAAUGAAUGAAUUAAUAAGUAAAUAAAAAAGG
Messenger RNA from Lytechinus variegatus (green sea urchin), 1658 nucleotides. RefSeq names its product nmrA-like family domain-containing protein 1. The coding region runs from base 91 to 1068 and encodes 325 amino acids. The transcript is spliced from 5 exons. Lineage: Eukaryota; Metazoa; Echinodermata; Echinoidea; Temnopleuroida; Toxopneustidae. The record is from RefSeq and is a predicted model, not a curated record.